AUGAAGACCAGGACGGCGCUUGCACUGUUUUGCGCGCUGGUCGCCGCGGUGCCUUCGCACUCCACCGCGCCCUACCCACUGCAUCAUCCGGAGCCAAUUUCUCUUGCGCCGCCCAGCUUCUCCGAUCGCGUUUUACAAACUCUCGUCGGUUUCAGCAAAUCAAUUGGUGGUGGCCGUAAUCGAAACGCACAAUCAAGGAACGUGGAGCCACCUGCAUCUCACACCUGGGCAAAAUAUGGCGGCGAUCUUGUUCUACGAUUCAAUGUCAGCGCCGCUUCGGAGCUGAGAAGCCUCGCGGAAGCAGCAGAUACUCUCCUYCUAGACGUGUGGCAGUUCUCCCAUAACUACGUCGACAUUCGCCUGAGCCAGGAUGACGUCCCGUUACUUCUUGGUUUACUACCAAAAUCUCUCCAACAUCUACCUCUGCUACGGGAGCACGAGCUGGCUAAGGCUAUCCAUGAGAACUACGAAAGACAUCAUCAGCGAGCCUCAUCCCCCCAUUUCACCACGAACAGACCGCUUUUUGGUCCGAAUGUUGAGCAAACAACUUCUGGCGCUGAAAUCAACAUCUUCUUCGCCGAUUACCAGCCCUUCACCGUCAUCGAGCCGUGGCUACGUCUGCUUGCCUCACUUUUCACCACUCAUGUCAGACACAUCAAUAUUGGGCUUUCCUCUGAAGGCCGUCCGAUACCUGCUUUACGUGUCGGUGUUCACCCCACGGACUCGACUGAUCCAGACCGUCCAAAACGCAAGACUAUCCUCGUUAUGGGAAGUCUCCACGCUCGAGAAUGGAUCAGCACUACCACCGUGAACUACGUCGCUUAUUCUUUGAUUACUGGAUACGGCAAAAUACCCAGCAUCACCAAGCUCCUCCACGACUUUGACUUCGUCUUCAUUCCCACUCUCAAUCCGGACGGCUAUGUGUACACAUGGGAGACUGAUCGCCUGUGGCGUAAGAAUAGACAGCAAACUGGCAUCCGCUUCUGCCAGGGUAUUGAUCUUGACCGUGCAUUCGGCGUACAAUGGGCAGCAUCGGAUAAUCCUUGCAGUGAAAGUUAUAGCGGUGAAGCGCCGUUUGAAGCCGUGGAAGCCACAGCGCUCGCGUCAUGGGCCAAGAACGAGACCGAGAAGAACAAUGUCGAGUUUGUUGGAUUCCUWGAUCUCCACUCUUACUCUCAGAGUAUCAUGUAUCCCUACAGCUAUAGCUGCGAUGCAUCACCCCCGGGAUUGGAAAACUUGGAGGAACUUGCUACCGGCCUGAGUAAGGCCAUUCGCAACACACAUGGGCACAACUAUGAAGUUAUGCAAGCCUGUGAGGGUAACCUUGCCGCUAACGGGGAAGUCCUUCCGAGCGUGGAGUCAACGGGUGGCUCAGCGCUGGAUUACUUUUACACUGCCAUGUCCACACGAUAUGCCUACCAGAUCAAACUUCGCGAUCGAGGAACGUAUGGGUUUCUGUUGCCCAAGGAGAACAUAAUCCCUACCGGCAAGGAGAUCUUGAAUGCAGUGCUAUAUUUCGGUGAAUUCUUGAGCGACUUGCGUUCCGCCGGGAUAGAGAAUGGUGAGGAAGAUGGGAAGAAUGUGAAUGUUGAGGGUGAGGGUGAGAUACAGAUGUCGAAGGAAGUGGAGGAUGACAUGGAGCCGUGGGUGGUAAUUGAGGAUGUGGGAGAGGGAGAGAGUUGGAAGGUUGACCUCAGGCGGCGGCGGAAACGGUAG
Ramularia collo-cygni is the source of this 1716-nucleotide messenger RNA. RefSeq names its product related to Putative metallocarboxypeptidase ECM14. Gene Ontology annotation, biological process: proteolysis. Bases 1 to 1716 code for a protein of 571 amino acids. Gene Ontology annotation, molecular function: zinc ion binding; metallocarboxypeptidase activity. The transcript has a single exon. The record is from RefSeq and is a predicted model, not a curated record. Lineage: Eukaryota; Fungi; Ascomycota; Dothideomycetes; Mycosphaerellales; Mycosphaerellaceae.